GGGCAGCGCCGGGGCGGAGAGGGCAAGAGAGUCGCGCAGCCCACCCUGAGGGCGGAUUAUCCGGGGCGCUGGGCCCGAAGGCUGCGCCAUGCGGGACGAGGUCAAGGGCGCGCUCGGUGACGGCGGGGGCAGCGGCGGCGACUCGGACCUGGCCAACGCCGCGGCGCGAGGACAAGUGGAGAAGGUGCGGCAGCUCCUGGACGCCGGCGCGGAUCCCAACGCAGUCAAUCGCUUCGGGAGGCGCCCGAUCCAGGUCAUGAUGAUGGGCAGUGCCCCUAUGGCGGAGCUUCUGCUGCUCCACGGCGCGGAGCCCAACUGCGCAGACCCUGCCACGCUCACCCGACCCAUACACGAUGCUGCACGGGAGGGUUUUAUGGACACGCUGGUGGCCUUGCACCGGGCUGGGGCGCAGCUGGACGUGCGUGACGCAUGGGGCCGCUUGCCCGUGGACCUGGCUGAGGAGCAAGGCCACCGCGACGUCGCGAGGUAUCUGCGCGCAGCUUCUGGGGACUGAUGACGCUCCCUGCGGUGCCCACGUGACUUUUUUCUCCCUGGUACCCCACCCCAGCCUGGUUCAUGUCACCUGCAAAUGUGGAGGGGCGCAGUGCCUGAAAGCCUUCCCAUCUCAUCGGGACGCCUGAGAGCGAGAAAGGACCAACAGAGAAUAAAUUCACACACUUUUUGAUGAAUCUGUAGCCUGCCCUCAACACUCACCAUAAAGCCAAACGCUGAGAUACAGGGCCACAUCUAUUGCCAACAGGUUUUGGACCUGUGUGAAGGUCCCGAUGCUUAUUACUAUUCAGGAAUUUCUGGGGCAAAGUGCACUCGAAGUGCUCGGAUCACCCUGGCUAGAGCUGGAGGCCGUGGGGAUCAGCAUUUCGUGGCAGUAAUCACGGUAUUUGCCCCGCUGAGUGAUCUUCGAGGAGCUCCCUGUAAACCCAGGAAGUGGACUGUAAUUUUUGGAAAUUGGACGCAAACCUAAGGACUGAUGAGCAGCUGGGAGGGUUUAGAUGGGCUUUGACAGGGACUCGAGGAUUUCUCCUGAAAGUCACACUAAAUAGUCCUGUCUGGAAGCAGGGAGACACAUCCUGCUCCACCAGGUAACAAAGCUGGACAGCGACUGAUGGGAGUGGCAUCACUAAA
This is a messenger RNA of Octodon degus (degu), 1143 nucleotides long. RefSeq names its product cyclin-dependent kinase 4 inhibitor B. Gene Ontology annotation, biological process: regulation of cyclin-dependent protein serine/threonine kinase activity; negative regulation of cell population proliferation. The record is from RefSeq and is a predicted model, not a curated record. Gene Ontology annotation, molecular function: protein kinase binding; cyclin-dependent protein serine/threonine kinase inhibitor activity. The transcript is spliced from 2 exons. The coding region runs from base 89 to 514 and encodes 141 amino acids. Gene Ontology annotation, cellular component: nucleus. Lineage: Eukaryota; Metazoa; Chordata; Mammalia; Rodentia; Octodontidae.